AGUGGAAUUUACUAUGAUCAAAGAAAUUAUAGCAGCCUUAGAUAUAGUAAACCGGUUCCUUCCUACCAUACUCGGUCAUCUUCUUUAUACAGUGAUCCAGUGGCAACAACUAGGAGUUACAGGGCAUCACCUUCUGUAAGCACUGGUUUGAUAAGAAGUAUCAGUUUGGCAUCUUUGUGUGGUGAUGGAUUACGUAGCUCAUAUAGUUCCCGCACUCCAUCUGAAUACAGUUAUUCUUCAAGAGCAAGCUCAGUUCGAAGUAGUCCUGUGUCCUCUGAUUUUUCUGAUCAAAGUGAAACUGCUGCUGACUAUUUCAGUCGUUCCAACCGCAGGGGAAGCAUUAUUUCUGAUGCAGAUGAUGUCCAAGGUUUGAAUAGUCUGGAAGAAAAAAGUGAAAAAUCACAUUCAGAAAUAUUUUCAAGGCCAUCAUCUCGCAAUUCAGUAAGUGCAACUCCUCUGAGUGGCAACUCAUCUAGGAGAGGAAGUGGAGACACGAGCAGUUUGAUGGAUCCUGAUGCCUCCCUCAGUGAAUUACGGGAUAUCUAUGAUCUUAAGGACCAGAUACACGAUGUAGAAGGGAGAUACAUGCAGGGACUUAAAGAACUAAAGGAUUCUCUAGCUGAAGUUGAAGAAAAGUACAAGAAGGCGAUGGUUUCCAAUGCUCAGCUAGAUAAUGAAAAAAACAACUUGGUUUACCAAGUGGAUACUCUAAAGGACGUUAUUGAGGAGAAGGAAGAACAGAUAGCAGAGUUCUACAGGGAGAAUGAAGAGAAGUCAAAGGAAUUGGAAAGACAGAAACACAUGUGCAGUGUUCUGCAGCAUAAGCUGGAUGAACUUAAAGAGAGCCUUCGACAGAGAGAUGAAUUGAUAGAGGAGAAUCAGCGCAUGCAGCAGAAUAUAGACUUCAUAACCAAAGAGGUGUUUGAUCUCCAGGAGACAAUUAAUUGGAAAGAUAAAAAAAUAGGGGCCCUAGAAAGACAGAAAGAUUACUUUGACUGCAUUAAGAAUGAGCGAGAUGAGCUCAGAGAGGAGUUGGCUGACCUGAAGGAAACUAUGAAGAGAGGAGAGAAACAUGGAUUAGCUAUAAUUCCAGAUGUCACUCCAAAUGGUGAUGUAAACCAUGAAUCAGUGGUUGGUGCAAUAACAGUUGUAUCACAGGAAGCUGCUCAGGUCCUGGAAUCUGCAGGAGAAGGACCACUAGAUGUCCGACUACGAAAAUUGGCUGGAGAAAAGGAGGAAUUAUUGUCCCAGGUCAGAAAACUGAAGAUGCAGUUGGAAGAAGAACGACAGAAAUAUUCUAAAAGUGAUGGCAUGAAUACAGAUAUCAUGGGCUUGGAGAACGGUUCUGACCUGCAGCUAAUUGAAAUGCAGAGAGAUGCCAACAGGCAAAUUAGUGAAUACAAAUUCAAGCUUUCAAAAGCUGAACAAGAUAUAACUACCUUGGAACAAAGCAUUGGACGUCUUGAGGGGCAGGUUGUGAGGUAUAAAAACGCAGCAGAAAAUGCAGAGAAAGUAGAAGAUGAACUAAAAGCUGAAAAGAGGAAACUUCAGCGAGAGUUAAGAACAGCACUGGAUAAGAUAGAAGAGAUGGAGAUGACCAAUAGCCACUUAAUGAAAAGGCUGGAGAAAAUGAAGGCAAAUAGAACUGCGCUUUUAUCUCAACAGUGAAAUGGAAAUUGAAAAUACAAUGUACUGCUCCUUGAAUAACUAGCCCCUAGCUUGUUUUUAAAUACAGACUUUCACUGGCACAAACUAUUUGAACACUGAGCUGUUCAUAGGUGUUUUAGUUUCUUAAUUAAAUGGCAUACUUCUUUUUGUAACUUAUGAGAGAAUGAAAUUUCCCAUGUGAAUGACAGCAAUUUUUCCAUAGCGUUUGAUUCUACAGUCAGAGCUGGAGCACAAUACUGUAUGUUUGACUUUAGCGAUAGAAAAUAUUUUUACAACUGUGGAAUCAAGUUUACUCACGAUCUCUUUUGACUGCUUUGAUGAUGCUUGAUGCUCAGAGACAACUGCAUGAAUUCAAGAUGACCCUGUAUUAUAAACUAACGUGUAUUUGCUCAAGACAUCACACAGCACAAGUGCCUUUUAUAUGGUGCAAUUUAGUCUUCAUUGUUGAAAUAACAUUUGAAAUCAGAUAACAUUUUAUUUUAAGAUACAUUUGGGAUAUUCACUAGACUUUAUACAUUUUGAAAAUACAUUUUUGUAAAAUAUUUAAAUUUAUAAGAAAAUUAGGGACUGUAUAUAAAAAGCUGCUUUUUUUUUUGCAUGGGCAUAUGUGAGUUCUAGGCAGUUUUGUCAAAUACUAGCCUCUGAUUCUCUUAGUAUUAAGAGUGCAGAUUUUAAAAACUUCU
Messenger RNA from Apaloderma vittatum (bar-tailed trogon), 2351 nucleotides. RefSeq names its product leucine rich repeat (in FLII) interacting protein 2 (gene LRRFIP2). NCBI's taxonomy places the organism in Eukaryota, Metazoa, Chordata, Aves, Trogoniformes, Trogonidae. The annotation marks the transcript as partial. The transcript has 19 exons. The record is from RefSeq and is a predicted model, not a curated record. Gene Ontology annotation, biological process: regulation of DNA-templated transcription.